Darwinula stevensoni is the source of this 707-nucleotide messenger RNA. Lineage: Eukaryota; Metazoa; Arthropoda; Ostracoda; Podocopida; Darwinulidae. The record is from the annotation of a GenBank genome assembly.
AUGAGAUCUAGCCGAGUGAAAGAGGAGAAAAAUGUCGAAGUUGGCGCUGUUGUCUCUGUUAGUGGGUAUGCUGGCCUUCGUGGCUGCCACAUCCCCUCCUGGACCCUGUCAGUUCGUCUCUUCACAGAUCUCAUUCCAUUCUGUCGGAACCCAUUUCGACGAUGCGUUUUCGUUCGUCUAGCAUGCCCACGGAGCUGCAACGUCUGCUGGAGACAGAGGAUCGCUCGUCCCCCCGUCUGCGGGACGGACGGGAGGACCACGAGGAGCUUCGACACGGAAUGCGACAUGAUCUGCUUGGGCUGUGACACCGGGGUCGCGUGGAGAGUCAUCAGCCGUGGAGGGCCUUGCGAUUCCGAUGCCGUUCCGUUCAGGAGGAAGCGACAGACCCCGACCAGUCAAUUCCCCGAGUGCGAGGGAACCUGCCGUUGCAAGCUGAGGAAGAUCUUUUUGCCUCCCGUCUGCGCCGUCAACGAGGACACGGGGGAGACCCAGGCAUUCCGCAAUUCCUGUUUUCUCAAUUGUCACAACUGCGAGACCGGAGAAAACUGGGAGCAAACAGACAAUGGACGAUGCUGAACGAGCGCUGCCAACGGAAAAUCGUUCUCGAGCCGACUCUCAUUUCUCUUCUAAACUGAUCGUGCCUUUUUUUUUUACUAGUCCUGGAAAUGCUUGUCUUUUAAUUAAUAAUACCACUCUUCACACUAAGA